AUGGGAUUCGUUCGACUUGAUCUUGGACAUGAUUCCUCAUCAGCUGAUGUCUCCCCUCUAGACCUUCGAGUUGAUAUCCUUCACUCCAUAGAAGCAUGUGGUUUUGGAAAUGUUCUAAUCGAUGGUCAACCUCUCUCACAAGCAUUCGAUUCGGAAACUUCAAUCUCGUCUGGAAAAGGUUCCAUUUCGACAUCAACAAAUAAAAUCGUAGUGGGAUCAUGGUCUUUCGAUUGUAUCGUUAUUGAUGGUAAACCACGUGGACAACUUAUGAAGUUUAUGAUUGAUUUUGUUGAUGGAAAGGCAAUUGAGAAUUCAGGGUUCUCGGUUUUGUUCAGACAGACUGGAGAGACAGAGAUUAUGAAUAUCGAAACUAUUUCCUCAGAAGAAGAUCAAGUUAUCGAGCAUCACUCAUCAUCGGAUAAGCAACAUCACAAUGGAAAGGGUCCAGAGGAAGAACAUAAGCACCAUAUGGACAAGGGAUUUGAAGAGGAAUACAAACAUCAUAUGAGCGAGGGUUCUGAAGGAGAACACAAGCAUCCUAUGGGUAACGGUCCAGAGGGAGAGCAUAAACACCACAUGAGUCACAAAGAGUUCAACAUUCACAAAGAAUUGGCUGAGCUUAGAUACAUGAAAGCUCAAAUGAAAGAGUUGAAGUAUCUCAUCCACAAAAAGAAACAUCACAUCUCAAAACACGCUCGAGAACAUCACAACCUUGAUGACAGAAUCAGAGAUUGUGAUAGUCUUCGAUGCGUCGCUGGAGUUAUUAGCGAGAAAGCUCGUAAAUUCUACGGAAGAAUCGCUGGUGAUGAGUUUGAUGAAGAAUCAUUCCAUCAUUCUCGUGAAUCACGCUCAAAGAAGGAUAAGAAACAUGGUAAAGGAUUUCACGGAAAACCAGGUAAUCAUACAUCCGGAAACCAUACUUCUCCACAUGUGCCUCACGGCAAGAACAACCAUACCGGUCCACACUUCCCUCCUCAUCGACACCAUAUUCUUCCAAUUUGUCAUUAUCCUCCACCUUUUGAUUUUCAUCCUCGUAGUCCUCAUCAUGAUGGACCACAUGGACCACCACACGUACCUCCCCAUGGACCUCCUCCACAUGAAUUCUGUCCUCAUGGAUUCGAACACGGAAGACACCAUGAAAUGCAUCCUUUCCAUGAUGAUGAAGAGGAACAUGGACCUUGGGAAGGACGACCAAGACACCAUGAUGGACAUCAUGGAGAUGAUUCUGAAGAGUUAGACAGACCUCACAGAGGACAUAACAAAUUUGAAGAUAAAUUUGAAGGACCUCAUGGAAAACAUACUAAACCACAUCAUGAACAAGGACCACCACCAUUUGAAGGCCCAGAUUUCGAUAAUCCUGAACAUCAUCAUGAUGAACAUCCACACGAGGGACCAUUUGACGGACCUGAAUACAACGGACCACAUCAUUCACAUGAAGAACCAUUCGAAGGGCCAGAACAUGAGGGACCCCACCACCCACACAACGAAGAACCGCACCACAGCCCACCUCACAAUGGUCCGCACGAAGACCAAGAACCCUCCUUCGACACCCCCCUCCCUCACUCCUCCCCCUUCCACCCCGCCCCCCAAAGCUCGCAUCCUCCUCCACCACCCCACUCCAAACCCGAACACUUCGACAGCCCUCCCCACCACCUCGAAGAUGAUUUCUCAGGCCCCCCUCCCCACGGCCCACCCCACUUCCCCCUCCACAUCCUCAAAUUCAUCCUCAUCGGCUUCCUCCUCUCCCUCCUCCUCAUCACUCUCCACCGACGCACCCGCCACCCAAAAUCUCAUUCUACCCACCACCCACAUCUCAACCCCCGCUCUCGUCGCCGCGGCACCACUUUCAGAACCUACUGGAACCGCAUCCUAGGCCAAGAAGAAGAUUUCGAAGAAAAGAUCGAUUACUCUCCGCUUCCGCUUCCGAUUCCAACUAUGAAAGUGAAAGCGAAAGUGAAAAUGAAGACGAAAACAACCCCUCCGAAUUCUCCAUCAGCCGAGAUAUUUCCUCCUUCCGCAAUGCAGCGGAUAUAG
Botrytis sinoallii is the source of this 2034-nucleotide messenger RNA. RefSeq lists its product as uncharacterized. Bases 1 to 2034 code for a protein of 677 amino acids. The record is from RefSeq and is a predicted model, not a curated record. The transcript has a single exon. Lineage: Eukaryota; Fungi; Ascomycota; Leotiomycetes; Helotiales; Sclerotiniaceae.